Messenger RNA from Daphnia pulicaria, 1403 nucleotides. RefSeq lists its product as uncharacterized. Gene Ontology annotation, biological process: SCF-dependent proteasomal ubiquitin-dependent protein catabolic process. The record is from RefSeq and is a predicted model, not a curated record. NCBI's taxonomy places the organism in Eukaryota, Metazoa, Arthropoda, Branchiopoda, Diplostraca, Daphniidae. Bases 81 to 1403 code for a protein of 440 amino acids. Gene Ontology annotation, cellular component: SCF ubiquitin ligase complex. The transcript has 5 exons.
UAACGAUUGAAUGUAGAAAAUUUGUGCCAGACCUAUCGACAACUAUAAGAGAGAGCAAUGCGAUCAAUGUCAAUUCUGAAAUGGUUAGCGAUCCAUUUCAUAAAUUACUCGAAUCUGUGUUGAAACUCGGUGCAUGCUACAUAAAGAAAACGAUUGAGAAUAAGAAAUUGGCAUCCGACCUAUCAACAGCAACCAAGAAAAAGGACGAUACAAUCAUUCUCAGUUCAGAAGAAACAAAAAAUCCAUUUCCUCAAUUACCUGUCCCUCUUUUGGAGAAGAUCAUUAAGUCUCUUACCAGCGGAAGAAAAUCAACACAUGCAAAUAUUCUAGAACAACUCAUCACCUCACAACUUCAACAUUUGACAUUAUCUUUUUACUCUGAAAGUUACUUGAGUUUAUUUCCCAAGCUGGAAAAUUUGAUAAUUCUUAACCUUAAAGACACCGGAGUAGGAAACGACUGUUUGAAAAGCAUUGGGAUUUACUGUUCCAAAUUAAGGUGGCUGAAUGUGACAAGAUGCGUUAAGGUGACAGACACUGGAAUUCAAUGGCUCUGUGGCGAGGCUGAUUUUCCCGAGAUGGGAAAUGAAAAAUCGGGACUUUGUGAGACUCUGAAAAGACUGGAUCUUAUUUGCACUAGUGUUACACAGCGGGGAAUCCAAAUGGCUCUCACGCAUUUACUGUCUUUAGAAAUAAUUAAUCAUUAUGAUACCUUUGAAGCCUUGUUAGAAUUGGCUCAGUCAGCGGAAGAUUCAAAGCGUGUUGAUUGUUUCAACGGUAAAUUGUCCGUACUUAUUCUGCACACCACUCGUAAUAAGCCUUAUAUAAACGGUAGCCUUCAAGUAGCACUCUCCAUGUGCAAUUCACUCACUCGUGUCACAAUCUACGCAACCAGGGGUUUUAAAGACAGUGACCUUUUGGGCUUAAUUGUAAUUAAGGUGCUCCGCGGAUUAAAAAUCUUAAGGUCUGAUUCGAACGCAUUCAAUGAAAUGACCUUUGAAGGUGGCUUAUGUUCACUUCUCAAGGUAAUUGGCAACUCUUUGGAAGCGUUUGGCACUGAUUGUUUCGAUUCAAUCUGUAUUCCGACCAUAGCCGAGUUAUGUCCCAAUUUGACUGCUCUUUAUUUCAAAGACGCCGGAGGCAUGCUUAUUGAAAACGAAUUAAUAAACCUUCAAACGGAAAGGAAUCCAAACAUUUUUAAGAAAUUAACUCAUGUUUAUUGUUGGAGUAUUCCAUUCGAUAUCUUACUUUUUUUGUUAUGUUCUCCUUUACUUGAAGACAUUCGGUUUUUUUACUGUCGAUCGUUGACCGAUGAAGUCUUACGUAGGGCAGCCAAUUAUCAUGGAUUUCAUAAACUUGAAAUUCUGCAUCUACGAAAUUGCCACGUGGUGUCGGAGUAUGAUUAA